ACUACAUAAGUUAACAGAACGAGUUCAGUAGGAGUGCGCGCAGCGGUAAAUCAACGAGAAUAUUUGUUUCUGUUUAGUGUCGUAAUACUUUAGAUUUAUACCGGUUUUUACAGCCUUUAACUGCUCGUCCUUUCAUUUCACAUAAACGCACCGUGAGUUUGACGCUGUGAUUUCCUGCUAAUUGUUAGCAGGCGCCGUAGACUGUAGCUAAACUUGUAGCUGCUGUUUAUUUUAGCAUCAGGAGCUAAAGUACAUCCAACCAGUGGGAAGCAGCUGUUGAUGUGAGUAAAUCCAGAGAGAGAGGUGACCAACCAUGACUUCACUGGGGAGCAGCAGUUCCUCAGCCACAGAAUACACUGUGCGAGUCCCCAAAAACACCAGCAAGAAGUACAACAUCAUGGCUUUCAAUGCAGGAGACCGAGUCAACUGUUCAGCAUGGACACAGGCUCGUAUGGAGAGAGACAUGAGUGCCCGGCGGAUAUACGGGGAGGAAGAGACACCGGAGGGUGCAGCUGGGAGUGAGUUUGGCAAAAAGCAGCGUGAGGAAGCACGGCGGAAGAAGUUUGGUAUUGUGACACGUGAGUUUAAAGUGGAGGAUCAGCCCUGGAUUCUCAAGGUCAAUGGCAAGGCUGGCAAGAGGUUCAAAGGUUUAAAGAAGGGCGGUGUUACAGAAAAUGCAUCCUACUACAUCUUUACACAGUGUCCUGACGGAGCUUUUGAGGCCUUCCCUGUUCAUGGCUGGUACAACUUUACACCACUAGCCAAGCACCGAACUCUCACCGCAGAGGAGGCUGAGGAAGAGUGGGGCAGGAGGAACAAGGUAGUGAAUCACUUCAGCAUCAUGCUCCAGAGGCGCCUUCGGGAGCAGGAGCGCGGCGAAGAUGAGGAAGAUGAGACAGAGAAGUCGGGGAAGAAGAAAAAGAAAGGGGGCGGUGGCAGAGGGGGCGACCUGCGUAUUCACGACCUGGAAGAUGACCUGGAGAUGAGCAGCGACGACAGCGACAGCAGUAUGGGGGAAGACGGAGAGAGCAAGACAAAGGCGAAGAAAGACACAGGGAAAGGAAAAGCAAAGAAGAAGAAGAAAAAGGGCAAUGAGAAUGAGGCCUUGGAAGACAGCGAUGAUGGCGACUACGAGGGUCUAGAGGUGGAUUACAUGUCGGAUGAAAGCAGUUCAGACGAAGAGCCAGAAAAGGGAAAGCCCAGCAAAGGAGAAGAUCUCCCUAAAGGGAUCGAUGAGGCAUCCGAAAGCGAGGAGGAGAGUGAGGAGGAGAAGCAGAAUGACGAGGAAGCAAAAGAGGAGGAGGAGGAGGAGGAAGGAAAGAAAACCCCAGUCCAGGUGGAAAAGAAGAAGAAAAAAGACAGCAGCGGAGAGUCGGACAGCUCAGACGACAGCGACAUCGAGGGAGAGACGGCCUCUGCUUUGUUCAUGAAGAAGCGCACUCCUCCCAAACGCGGAGGCGGGCGCGGCUCCGCAGGCAGCUCCAGGACCGGCAGCCGUCCUGGGACGCCAUCCAUAGACUCUGCCUCCACCUCCAAUACACUCCGUGCUGCAGCCAGCAAGCUAGAGCAAGGUAAGAGACAGCCUCAGGGUCCGGGCACUGACUCACCAGCUGCCAAAAGGCUGAAGAUGGAGCCCAGCAGUCAGAGCCCUGUUCCCUCUGGGAAGAGUACACCUCAACCUCCCUCAGGAAAAUCCACCCCCAGCUCAAGUGAUGUGCAGCUAACAGAGGAGGCAGUCCGGCGCUACCUGAUCCGUAAACCGAUGACCACCAAAGACCUGCUGAAGAAGUUCCAGACCAAGCGCACAGGUCUGAGCAGCGAGCAGACCGUCAAUGUGCUGGCGCAGAUCCUGAAGCGCCUCAACCCAGAGCGCAAGAACGUUAACGACAAAAUGCACUUCUACCUCACCGAAUAACUGAAGGAGGCGAGGGGCGGAGAGCGAAGGACUAAAGGUGAACACUCUUCAGGUGAAAGGUUUUGGUGUUUUUGUAAACCAUAGCCCCUGGAAGAGAGGUUUGUGUCCAUUUUAAAACAGCUUGUGUUUUGGCAUGCCACAGGAUCAGAGGUUGAAGCUGUCUUCACAGGUGGCAUUUAUCAAGAGGUAUUUUGUUAAGCAUCUUGAAUUUGUUUUGCAUAGUCUGAAAUCUCACAUUAAAUAACAGAAACUUUGUAAAUGUUGAGUGAAAAACAGGCUCAAUCUCUAUGAUUUCUCUCCACGUGUAAACAGUUAAAACUUAGAACUUGAUAAAUGGAGAGAAAAGUCUUUAACAGUGUUUUUCCUAGGUAGAAGGUUUUCUAAUAAAAUGUAAAAUGUG
Molecule: messenger RNA, 2315 nt
Organism: Lates calcarifer (barramundi perch)
Lineage: Eukaryota; Metazoa; Chordata; Actinopteri; Centropomidae
Gene: gtf2f1
Product: general transcription factor IIF, polypeptide 1
Exons: 14
Coding region: 314-1915 (533 amino acids)
Biological process (GO): positive regulation of transcription elongation by RNA polymerase II; transcription initiation at RNA polymerase II promoter
Cellular component (GO): transcription factor TFIIF complex; nucleus
Molecular function (GO): TFIIF-class transcription factor complex binding; DNA binding; RNA polymerase II general transcription initiation factor activity
Source: RefSeq, a predicted model, not a curated record